Messenger RNA from Syngnathus typhle (broad-nosed pipefish), 1012 nucleotides. RefSeq names its product DnaJ (Hsp40) homolog, subfamily C, member 30b (gene dnajc30b). The coding region runs from base 14 to 808 and encodes 264 amino acids. NCBI's taxonomy places the organism in Eukaryota, Metazoa, Chordata, Actinopteri, Syngnathiformes, Syngnathidae. The transcript is spliced from 2 exons. The record is from RefSeq and is a predicted model, not a curated record.
CUUUCCUGGGGAAAUGGCGGAGGUCGCCCACAAGCUGAGCAAAGGAGUUUACCGGUUGUCCAGCUUCAGUAGAGAGGAUUUCAACAAUUAUUUACCUGCACCCAGGAGGUAUUCUGGGAGUCGAGGACCUGUUUUCUCUCACCUGAACCCCAUCUUCAGGUCAACUCAGCAGCUACGAGCUUUCUGCAUCUUCAUCCAUAAACCAGAGAGACGACGAUGUUUCUCCAGGAGCUACAGUUGGACGAAAGACUCAAAAGACGACCCUUUGUACAGAAACAGGACAGCCUAUUACGACAUCCUCAAAGUGUCCCCCAAUGCCACGCAGUCCCAAAUCAAGACUGCCUACUACAAGCAGUCGUUCGUCUUUCAUCCAGACAAAAACCCAGAGAACGCAGAGUCCGCUUUGCGCUUCUCUGAGAUCAGCGAGGCCUACACAGUGCUGGGCAACAAAAGUCUGAGGAGGAAGUACGACCGGGGCAUCCUGACCAUAACAGAUGUCCACGCCGUGGAAAGACCCCCCUCCAAAGAGCCCCCAAGCGGAUCCUCAGGAUCGGCACAGCAGCAGCAAACCACCUCAAGACGUUUCUCCCAAACAGGCGGGAGGCCCAUAUAUGACUUUGACGCCUUCUUCCAGGCCCACUAUGGCGAGCAGCUGCAAAGGGAGCGAGAAAUGCGAGCCAGAAGGCAGCGCGACGCAGAGGCCCACCAGAAGAUGAAGCGCAGGCGGAUCCAGACGAAGAAGAUUGAGGCCACGGUGGCCUUGUUGCUGCUGACGGCGAGCAUCAUUUUGAUGAGCGUCAAGUUCUGAAAGACAAACGGCAUCGGGCGGGAUCACCUGCCUCAUUGGGUGGCAAUGGCAUGUUCGGACACGACAAGAACGUUUUUUCCUCAAUGCUGAUACUUGAUCAUGCCUCGCAAUUAUAUUGAAGAUGUCAAAUAUAAAUGCAAGAAUUUUAACUGGAGUUAAUUCUAAAUUAUUGAUCAAAUAUAUUAACAUCAAAUCUGAAUUAAA